Messenger RNA from Vombatus ursinus (common wombat), 1090 nucleotides. RefSeq names its product immunoglobulin alpha-2 heavy chain-like. The record is from RefSeq and is a predicted model, not a curated record. Lineage: Eukaryota; Metazoa; Chordata; Mammalia; Diprotodontia; Vombatidae. The coding region runs from base 55 to 1005 and encodes 316 amino acids. The transcript has 5 exons.
CUGCGCAACAGAAGACAGAAAGAGGCAGUUAAAAGAAGUUGUGAAUAGUCCGCAAUGACUCUCCUUCUCGGCCUGCUGCUGUCUUCCCUCCAUGCUUUCCAGGCUACUCCUCCACCUUCCUUGUUCCAGCCCCAACCCUCUGUGGACAACGGACAGGGAAACCCACAGAUUCUCUGCCAGGUGCUGGGUAGCCCUGCUAGAGCCCACGUCCUAUCCUGGUACCAACAACUUCCUGGGAAAAGCCCGACCUUUCUGCUGAGUCAGAGGGAAGGAGCUGCCCCAACCUACGGUUCUGGUGUGACCCCACGCUUCCUGGCUGAGCUAGACCUUGAAAAGAACAGCGUCCGCCUCACUGUGGGCAACGCCGGCCCUGGAGAUGUGGGCAUUUACUAUUGUGCUCUGUGGUAUGCCGGCCAGUACAUCUUUGGAGAAGGCACUUGGUUCCUCUAUCAUGCUGAGAGGUUGCCUCUGGUUCCUCAUCCUCCUCAGCUGACCCUGCUAACUUCAGGCCCUGGAUCUCCCAUACUGUGUGUGGCCAUGGGGCACCAGCCUGCCCCGCUGAGGCUCUCCUGGGCUGUGGAGAGCCAGCUCCACAAGGGGGGAGCUGAGGAGAGCCUGAUGGAGGACAUGGGUGACACUGUGGUCAGCACACUGCAUCUGUCCAACAGGACCCUGGGAGGCACUGUCGUCUGCAAGGCCGACCACGAGAGCGGGACCUCAGUUGCCACACUGAGGCUGCCUCCUUCCAAGAAGCAGGCUAAGUGUUUCUGGGAUGCAGAGCCCUGGAAUGGGGGUCAGGAAAAUGACCAGAAUAUACUAGCCCAGCUGGAGUGGACCCUCACUUUUGCUCUGUAUUGCUACCUGGGGAUGCUAGGAGGAGCUAAGCUCUACGCACUACUUCUGGCUGGUCUGUUGGCAACCCGCCGAUCCCCUGCUCUCCGUGCCGGUUCCCACACUCAGCGGAGGCCCAAGGGAGGGCCGAGGUUCCAGACCCCUUCAAGCUGAAGGCCCACCUUCUGUCAGCUUUAUGUCGUCCUUUCUCCCAGACCUACCUUCGCCUAUCCUCUCUGCAUCCAAUCCCUCUACUCUC